ACGAACGGUAGCCCCACGUGUGGGCGAGUAUUUUUGCUGUCAAACGAUGCUGCGCUGCUCUAGUUCGCUAUCUACGCCGCUGCGCCGCGCCUUCCACGCGUCUGCAGGACGCCACGCCAUCCAGACGGUUAAUGUUCCGUCAAUGGGAGACUCUAUCAGCGAGGGUACGCUUGUAGAGAUCGUCAAAAAGGCUGGAGACGCCGUGCAUGCCGACGAAGUGGUGCUCGUACUGGAGACCGACAAGGUAAGUGUGGAUGUGACUAGCCCUGUGGCUGGCACCGUCGUGGAAGUGUUGGCCCAGUUGGAGGACAACGUCGAGGUUGGUAAACCCCUCUUCACGCUGGACGACGCGUUGGCCCCCAGCGGAUCCAGCGCAUCUGCACAGACAUCCACUUCCUUAUCACUGGAUACUGAACCGACUGCUGCUGUUGCUGCUUCUUCUGUGGCAUCAUCUGGGAAUCGCGUACCGCUGAUCAAGUUCCUAGGCAAGCGCUCGUUGCUGCCGCAGAAGCCAUCACCGCUAUUGAAGCCGCUGGGGACACUGCGCUCUGUGCCUGUGCAUCCGUCCAGAGCUGAUGUUCUUCCCUUCAGCAGUGCGAAGCACUUGCCGCUGUCACCCGCUGAAGUGGAGUCGAUCAACUCGGGCCUCGCGUUUUUGUAAGGUUGUGAUCAUGCGAUGAGAUACUGUUGAUAGCUCUUGGAAGUAGCCUGCAGUCGAUAGCACUACAAUACUAAGUAAAAAGGACGACAGCACUGAAGGACGGUGAAAGCCUAUUCAAGAUGAGUAUA
This is a messenger RNA of Phytophthora infestans T30-4, 789 nucleotides long. RefSeq lists its product as uncharacterized. Lineage: Eukaryota; Oomycota; Peronosporomycetes; Peronosporales; Peronosporaceae. The transcript is spliced from 2 exons. The record is from RefSeq and is a predicted model, not a curated record. Bases 47 to 661 code for a protein of 204 amino acids.